AUGGCUGACUCAAACCCACAAGCAGGAGACACAGGCCCGCCAAAGGGCAUCCCAGCUCUGAAAGCGCAUGUCAUAGCAAACAAAGUGGACGUAGCGCUUUGGGGAAUACGUCUUCUCACAGUUUUGUUUACCAUCGGCUAUGUCAUACCCAUAUUCAACAACCCAGCAUCAGCGUUCUUCAAAGCCUUACUGGCGAAUGCCGCAACUUCAGCGCUUAGACUGCACCAACGCAUCCCGGCGAGGGAGAUCGCUCUCUCACGGGAGUUCCUCAACCGAUUUUUCCUAGAGGACAGCGCGCACUACCUCUUCUACUCGCUGAUAUUCAUGAACGUGGCGCCUAACUUAUUAAUUCUGACGCCGAUCUUUCUGUUCGCUCUGCUGCACGCCGCCUCGUACUCGCUCACGAUACUCGACACCCUCGGUCAGAACUCGAUGUGGGUGGCGCGACUGCUCAUUUCCCUGGUGGAGUUCCAGUCUCGCAACAUUCUGCGCGUCGCCGCUCUCGCGGAGAUCGUGCUCUUCCCGCUAGUCGUGCUCAUGGCACUCAUCGGCUUCUGCGGCCUCAUGACUCCGUUCGUGUACUACUACUUCGUGACGUGGCGCUACGCGUCGCGGCGGAACCCGUACACGAGGAACACGUUCCGCGAGCUGCGCGUGCUGGCCGAGCGCACCGCCGAGCGGCCCGCGCUCCCCGCCGCCCUGCGCGCCGCGCUGCUGGCGGCCGUGCGCCUCGUGUGCCGCAUGGCGCCGCCCGUCGAGACAGUGCAGCAAUAACGCGCGAGAUCAGUGUAAGUGCGCGGACAAUCAUCGACUACAUCACGAAGUCCAGUUGCAUAUAAGGGUUCUCGAAAACUAAAAAAUAAUGUUUUAAGUUUUCGCUUCCCACAGACCUACUGCGAACAAUUUCUACUAGUUAUUUUUAAGGAAGCCAUUUCAAGGCCGUGGAUUCAAUAUGCAAUCGAAUGGUAUAAUGUUUUACACAAAUAAAACUAAUAUAAGUACACAAUGUAUUUUUGCAGUUUCACAAGACUCGGUUGUAACGAUACUAUUGUAAAUGGGAUAGUUAUGGUAUUACUUUAAGUUUAAUUAUAUUUAAUUUUGAGAAGUAAACGAUUUUGGUCCAAUUUAAUUUAGAAAAUAAAAAAUAAACUAUAAACUAAGAAAAUAAGCGACAUGGUUGUUUUACGAUGUAUUUUUGUUUAUAUUUAUUUAAACGAUUAUCGUUUACAUGUGUUUAAAGCUCGGUUAUCAUUCCAAUUAUGAACUGAGAGUAUUUUGUAAGUCGAUUAGAAAAAUUAUACCUUUUCACGACUACCUUUGAAUUUUUUGCGGUUUCAAUUUAUGUUUUUGUGCACGUGGUUUGGGAUGGAUGUAACCUGGAUUUUUAAAUAAAAUGUUAUUAAUUAAA
Molecule: messenger RNA, 1408 nt
Organism: Melitaea cinxia (Glanville fritillary)
Lineage: Eukaryota; Metazoa; Arthropoda; Insecta; Lepidoptera; Nymphalidae
Gene: Kr-h2
Product: Krueppel homolog 2
Exons: 6
Coding region: 1-774 (257 amino acids)
Biological process (GO): endoplasmic reticulum tubular network organization; membrane organization
Cellular component (GO): membrane; endoplasmic reticulum
Source: RefSeq, a predicted model, not a curated record